Molecule: messenger RNA, 927 nt
Organism: Camellia sinensis
Lineage: Eukaryota; Viridiplantae; Streptophyta; Magnoliopsida; Ericales; Theaceae
Source: RefSeq, a predicted model, not a curated record
AUGAAUGGUUAUAGGCCAGUCAUAGGAGUUGAUGGAUACCAUUUAAAGAGGUCACAUGGUGUUAUUCUAUUGACAGUUGUUGGGGUAGAUGCAAACAAUUGCAUAUUUCCAUUUGCCUAUGCAAUUGCUGAGAAAGAGAAGAAAAAAACAUGGUUUUGGUUUCUAAAGCUGCUAGGACAUGAUCUGAAUAUUGUAAACUCUUAUUGUUAUACCUUCAUGAGUGACAAACAAAAAGGUUUGAUUAAUGCAGUGGCUGAGUUGUUCCCAAAUGCUUUACACAGGUUUUGUGUGAGGCAUUUGUACAACAAUUUUAAAGGUGAACACAAGGGAUUGGUUCUAAAAGAUCUGUUGUGGAAGGCUACAAGGGCAACAACUGUUCCUGUAUUUACCAGAGUGAUGGCAGAGAUUAAAGAAGUUGAUUGUAAGGCAUAUGAUUGGUUAGUUGAAAGACCACCAAUUCAUUGGAGUAGGAGCCACUUCAACACUUUUCCAAAGUGUGACCUUUUGCUAAACAAUCUAUAUGAGUGCUUUAAUUCAAGCAUCUUGGAAGCUAGGAGUAAACCUGUGGUUACAAUGUUAGAGAAGAUUAGAUUGUUGUUGAUGGAAACAGUUCAAAAAAGAAGAAAUGCAAUGCAAAGACGCAAUGGUCCUAUAUGUUCUAAGAUUCGAAAUCAUUUGGAGAAAAUGAAAGUUCAGGCAGUUGGAUGGAUUCCUAAAUGGAAUGACAAUGAGCAAUUUGAGGUUGUAGGGCCAUAUGGUGAGCAAUACAAGCUGGGACUUGCAAGCUUGGACUUGUGGCUACAGGAAGUGGGAUCUGUCAGGCAUUCCAUGUGCGCAUGUUGUGGCUGUUGCAAAUUUCUUGGGUCAAGAGCCAGAAAAAUAUAUUUAAUAGUACUACAAGGUGGAGAUUUAUCUGAAGAUCUAUGA